GUAGCUCUCUCGCAGUCUGGUGGAGCUGCACACAAGGAUUAGAGGGUUGUUGCGAGUGUCUGCUCAAAGAGUGGGAGCCAGUGGACAGAAACAGAUAAGAAAAAAUCUCCGGCAAGAGGACAGCCUUUUUUAUAUUGGAUAAGUUCUCUGAUUUCCCUUUUACAUCUCAUCCCAGUCAAGCUGAAGUGUCUUCACCUGGGGGAGGACAGAUAAACCAGUCAACUAUACAGCCUGGAUUUCCACAUGGGGAGCCAUGUGAGCCAUACCCCCCUCUGCCGCCUUCGCACAUCAGAAUUGCCCCAACAGCGUGCGCUCUGAGCCGGGGGGAGUACAACCAGGAUUCGCUGCCCUCUCCCUGGAACCUCUACUUUCAGCGCUUGCGUGCCUCAGCGGAGGGGGGGACACUUUUGUUGGGGUCUGGCUCUGAGUGGCCCCCUGGUCUGGAGGCCAGACAGCAGCACUCCAGCACCAUGGAUUACCUGCUUGGGACUGUAGUGCUGCUGUGCUUCGCGGUGCAGCCGGGAAGAGGAGUUGAGCCCAAGCACAACGUUCCCAGACUAAAGCUGUCAUUCAAGGAAAUGUUAGAAUCCAGUAACCUCAUCACCUUUAAUGGCCUGGCAAAUAGUUCGAGCUAUGACACUUUCUUAUUGGACGAGGAGCGAGGGAGGCUGCUGGUCGGGGCCGAGGACUAUAUCUUCUCGUUUGACCUUGUCAACAUAAACAGGGAACACAAACAGAUUGCGUGGCCUGCCACCCCCUCCAAGAGGGAUGAAUGCAAGUGGGCAGGGAAGGAUUCAGCAAAGGAGUGUUCUAAUUUCAUUCGGGUCCUACAACCAUAUAACCAGACCCACCUGUACAUCUGUGGUACAGGAGCCUUCCACCCCAUCUGCGCGUAUCUGGAAAUGGGGAAAAGAGCUGAGGACAACAUAUUCCGACUGGCCUCACAGUUUGAGAACGGCCGAGGGAAAAGCCCCUACGACCCCAAAAUGCUUUCAGCGUCACUCCUGCUUGAUGGAGAGCUGUACUCGGGAACAUCUGCUGAUUUCAUGGGAAGGGACUUUGCCAUUUUCCGUACCCUCGGAGAGCAUCAUCCAAUCAGGACAGAGCAGCAUGAUUCAAGAUGGCUUAAUGACCCUAGAUUCAUCGGAGUACAUUUGAUCCCUGAAAGUGACAAUCCUGAGGACGACAAGAUCUUCCUCUUUUUCAAAGAGAACGCAAUGGACGGCGAGCACACCGGGAAGGCUACGAUCGCCAGGAUAGGACAACUGUGUAAGAAUGAUAUGGGAGGUCACAGGAGCCUUGUGAACAAGUGGACUACUUUCCUGAAGGCUCGACUCAUCUGUUCAGUUCCCGGGGUCAACGGCAUUGAUACACACUUUGACGAACUGCAAGAUGUAUUUCUCAUGAGCUCCAAGGACCCAAAGAAUCCAGUUAUCUACGCCGUAUUCACCACUUCCAGUAACAUUUUUAAAGGCUCAGCAGUGUGUAUGUACAGCAUGGCUGACAUCAGGAGGGUUUUCCUGGGUCCCUAUGCCCACAGAGAUGGACCCAAUUACCAAUGGGUGCCUUUCCAAGGGAGGGUGCCCUACCCCCGCCCUGGCACUUGCCCCAGCAAAACAUUUGGGGGUUUUGACUCCACCAAGGACCUUCCCGACGACGUCAUCACCUUCGCCAGGGGUCAUCCUGCCAUGUACAACCCGGUGCACCCAAAUGGGGGACGGCCCAUCAUGGUUCGAACAGACGUGGACUACCAGUUCUCCCAGCUGGUGGUGGACAGAGUGGAAGCAGAGGAUGGGCAAUACGACGUCAUGUUCAUAGGCACAGAUAUGGGAACAGUGCUGAAAGUGGUGACGAUUCCCAGAGAAAGCUGGUAUGACCUGGAGGAGGUUGUGCUCGAGGAGAUGACUGUUUUUAGGGAGCCUACUCCCAUUACUGCUAUGGAGCUGUCCACCAAACAGCAACAGCUGUACCUCGGCUCAGCCCUGGGAGUAUCGCAGAUGUCUUUACACCGCUGUGAGGUGUAUGGGAAAGCUUGCGCCGAGUGCUGCCUGGCCAGAGACCCUUACUGUGCUUGGGAUGGCGCUGAGUGCUCCAGAUACUUUCCUACCGCCAAGAGGAGAACCAGGCGGCAGGACAUCAGAAACGGAGAUCCGCUCUCUCAGUGCUCAGACCUUCAGCAUCACGACGACAUGGACGGCUUAGGAGGCAGCGUAGAGGACAGGAGCGUGUUUGGUGUGGAAAACAGCAGCAUGUUUCUGGAGUGCAGCCCCAAGUCUCAGAGAGCGCUGGUUUACUGGCAGCUUCAGAGGCCCAACGACGAUCGCAAGCAAGAGAUUAAGAUGGAUGAUCGGGUGCUGCGCACAGACCAGGGUCUGCUGAUCCGCAGCCUGUCUCAGUCAGACACAGGAGUCUAUCACUGCCAGGCGGUGGAACACGGCUUCAUUCAGCCCCUGCUGCGUCUCAAUCUGCAGGUCAUCCCCACCCAGAGGCUGGGGGACAUUCUGCCUGGGAUGCCGGGGCCAGGCGGCGGUGCAGGUAAUUCAGCCAAGCACAGGGUGUGGUACAGAGACUUCCUGUCUCUGUUGGACCACCCGGAGCUGAACAGCGUGGAGGAAUUCUGCGACAGGGUUUGGAAGAAAGAGCGCAAACAGAAGAAGGUUAAGGCUCCCAACAGCAAAUCUGGCAGUGCUUCAAACUCUGCGUUACGGCCCAACGCUGGGGCCCCCACUGCUCAAAAGCAGCAGGCAGGUCCGCCGCACAGCAAGCCGUGGCGUCCGGCUGGAGAGCCGGUGGGCGAGGUGCCAACCCGGGGCCAGAAUACCCAGAAAGGUCAACCAAGUCUGGAUACGGCCAGUAAAAGCACCCAGAAAACACAGAAUGGAGCGAAGGUGCAGGGCGGCCUGGGCGGUUCACAGGUCGCAGGCGGGGCUCGGGUGAGCAGCCAGCACGCGGCAAAGUGGAGGCGGAUGCAGGAAAACAAGAAGGGACGCAACAGGAGGACCCAUGAGCUUCAAAGACCCCCACGUAGCGUUUGAGAAUGCUCACAUUCAAGAAGAUCUACACACAAGCAAGCACAAAGCCAUGCAUCCGCAUCAGCACAUACUGUAGGUUGUUAAUUCAGAACAACGAAGAAAAAAACAUCCAGCACAUUUUUUUUUUAGGAUAAAAUACAUGAACUGCAUCCCUGUAACGAAAACAAGACAAAUGGACAGAACCUGUGAAAAAGAUGAGCAGAGGAUCGAAAACCAGGAAUGCAUUCUGUAAAUUUGUGGGAAUAUGUCUGAUUGCUUGGGAUACAUUCUGGCGGACACUUUCAACCUCCUGUACAUAAGCUACAAAGAUAAGACUGGGAGUGAAAAAUGUUAAAGUCAGGCGUUUGUCUGACUCGCAGUGCUGACGGGACAGCAGCAGAGACGACGAUAAAUCCGCAGACACGCGGAAGCAGGAAGGAUUAAUUCACUGCAAACUGCUUCUGCGUGAACUAAUACAUGGGAAAUGGUCGGAAAACUCCCGUUCGGAAGAACCUUUUGAGGGGAAGAGAAGAGCAACGACAGCGCCCUUCAGAGCAAGAAAAAGAAGGGUUCAACUCGACGUGUGCACGGCUUGCACCAGUAUUUCUCAAAGAAAAAACAAAGGAUACAUGCAACGUUAUACCACUGUGCAGACCAGGUUCUCCAUCAUAACCAAUUCUUGUGAGGCUGGGAAAGCAUUGUGCAUGUUGUUGUCAAUCAAUAUUUUAAUAAGCUAUUUUCUUUACUCCUUACCUUUUAAGAGUCUGAAUUUACUAUUAUGUUUGCUUCCUUUUACAAUGUCUGCUCAGUUUAGCAGUACAAGUACUCCAGACGGGAUACAGUUCCUUGCAAAAAAAAUUCUCAUAUCAAAUGUUUUACAGCCGCAAAUUAUUUUAAAUCAUGGUAUAUUUUCUGGAGUUUUAUGUCGUAGUACAGCAUAACGUUGUAGUGUGAGGUGGAAAGAAAUGGAUACAUGGCUUUCCCAAGUUUCUCCAAAUAAAAGUCUGUGUACUUAGUUGAAAUUACUUUGCUGCAAUCACAGCUCUAGAUAUGUGCUCAGACAGGUUCAAUUGGGUUUUGGGCAUAUAUUUCCAGGUCUUGCCACAUUUCCUCGUUUGGAUUCACCUCAGGAGUUUGACUAGGCCAUUUUUACCACAUGCAUGUGGCCUUCAUUACCUCCAUCCAUUUUUUCGAUAAAGGCUUCCCCGUCGCCGUUGAAGAAAAGCAUUUCCACAUGAUGACGCUGUCACUACCACUGUGGGCACGGUGUGAUCAGAGCCAAUCUUUUGCAUGUUGACGGAGCCCCCCUUGUGGCCUGUGGCAAACUGCAGAGCCUCUCUUUUAUCAAGCCCAGCUUUCAAGAGUGCAUGAAUAAAAGAUGUCAAGUCGACAGAUUUUUUUUCAAAAAAAUUAAAAUGAGGUCUAGAUGUGAACGGAGCCUCCAGAGUUGCCAUUGGCUCUGCUUUUUUGAUCGAUGCUCGACCACUCUGUCGGUUUAGGUGGACUUCUGCACAACUUUCCCCCUGACCUGUCUGCCGUGCUCCUUGGUCAUCAUGGCGCCGUUUGGUCACUGAUGUUCACUAACAAACCUCCUCAGAGCAGCUGUAUUUAUACAGAGAAUAUAGUACACACGGGUUUGUACGGAUUUCAUUGAUUAGGUGACUUCUACGGGGAAGGUUGCUGCACUCAAUUCUGUGUAAGGGUAUCGUAACGUAAAAUGGGGCUGAAUAAAAAUGCACACCCCACUUUUCAGACUUUUCUUUGUGAAAAAACGCUGGAAAACCUUGUAUCCUUUUCUUUCAACUUCACAAUCAUCCAUUGCUUUGUUUUAAUCGCACAAAGUCCCCACAGUGAUACGUUGACAUUUGUGGUUGUAACAUGGGAAAAAAGAAAUGUGACAAAGUUUCUGUAUUCUAUUUGCAAGGCACUGUCCUAUACUUUAUGUGCAUAAUCCCACCUGCCCCUAAAGUUCACGAUUAACUUAUGAUGUUAAUACUUUUUUUUUUUUUGUUAUUAAUAAAAACUGGGACAACAAUCUAAAGUUCAAAGCUAUGCUAAAAACCCAGUCUGAAUCGCUUUGUGUACAUAUAUAUACAUCAACCUUAACUUUCUGUGUAUAUACAGUAGAAAUACAGUACAAGAGCGCCACUUAAUUAUUAUUUAUUGUUAUUUUUUUUUUGUGAAAGGGUUAGAUUUAUUUUUUAUAUUAUGAUAUUUUUUGCUCAUCUGUGCAUUGACGAAAUGAUGGCAGCAAAACAAAAUCUAAUUACUGGACCAACUGGCUAAAGUUUCUGUGUUUUUUUUUUUUUUUUCUUGUUUUUUUUUUAAGAGCGGCCCUUUUUUGGGAGGAUAAAAGUGUUCGUUAAGUUUAGCACGACGACUACUUUUUGUGGACUCAUUAAUCGCCCUUUUGACAACGAUAAGCACAAUUUUUAUCUCUUUUGCCUUUCAUCGUGUCCUCUUUCUCUCUCGACCCAUCCACCAUGUCCUCAUUUCACCUAGUAGCUGUUUAUGUGUAAGAUAAUUCUCCGAACUGAAAAAAAAAAAAUCGAAAACAUUAGCUGUGAAUCUCUGUAACAAAUAGUGCAGAAUAUUGUUAAACCUAGUCUGAGGAGAAGACACGUUAUACUGCAUGUGAAUGCUACCUUACAGUAAGUGCAUCUUUUUCUAAUGUCUUUUUACGUGUUUUGUGUGAGAGGUAAAAAUCCCCUUGAACAGUUUUGUCUUUUUUGCCAAAACAGUGAUAUGAAUAGCAAACACUCUGGCCAAAGCCGCUGAGGGUCUUUUCCCCCCGAAUCUUUGAUCGAAGGUGGCACCUACUGUGCCCCACUCCUCGAACUUGACAAAAGCGUCGAUACAACAGAUUAGAGCAGAUAAUGUUCCACAUAAAAACACUCAGAAGUUUGUCUCUCCUUGAGAUUUUAGACAUAUGAGAGAGUAGAGAGUUACCGCUGCUGUGACACAAUUCUUUCUGGCAUGCAUUCAGUUGUCUAAAUAAACAUCUCCCUUACCAAAAA
This is a messenger RNA of Fundulus heteroclitus (mummichog), 6028 nucleotides long. RefSeq names its product sema domain, immunoglobulin domain (Ig), short basic domain, secreted, (semaphorin) 3Aa (gene sema3aa). Bases 471 to 3035 code for a protein of 854 amino acids. Gene Ontology annotation, biological process: negative chemotaxis; neural crest cell migration; positive regulation of neuron migration. Lineage: Eukaryota; Metazoa; Chordata; Actinopteri; Cyprinodontiformes; Fundulidae. Gene Ontology annotation, molecular function: chemorepellent activity; neuropilin binding; semaphorin receptor binding. The transcript is spliced from 17 exons. The record is from RefSeq and is a predicted model, not a curated record.